AUGUCCCAGCCCCUGCUGACCCUUGCUGCAGCGAUUUCGGAAAUGGAAUUAACAGUUAAUUCUUUCCUCUUUUUUUGUGAAUUGCUGGCUGCUGCUGCUGCAGCAGCUCCGGAGUACCCCGACAGCAGAAAGAACAGCAGCAGCAGCAGCAGCAGCCACAGACACAGCAGCAGCAACAACAACAACAACAGCACCCGACACAGCAGCAGCAACAACAACAGCGCGAGACGCAGCAGCAGCAGCAACAACAACAAUAACAGCACCCGCCGACGCAGCAGCAGCAACAACCGCGCCAGACGCAGCAGGAGCAGCAACAAACCAGCAGCGGCAGCAACGAACCAGCAGCAGCAGCAACGAACCAGCAGCAGCAGCAGCAAAGCAGCAGCAGCAGCAGCGAUGCUGGGGCGUUCGUGGGUGCGGCGUUCGUUCUUCCGCAGCGGCUACGGGCGCCUCAGCGCCGCUGCAGCAGCAGAGCGGCGGCUGCAGGUCUUCUUCGUGUCGCUGAUGUUUUUGCUGCCUUCGCUUUACCUUUACUCCGCCGGCAGCCCCCAACUGCUGCAGCUUUGCAUGCAGCGCUUUCGCUGGGUCGAAGUGCCCCCCCAGGCCGACCCGCGGCUCCUUCGCCUGCGCCCCGCGGCCCCCCCGGACCCCGACGCAGCUAGCUAG
Eimeria necatrix is the source of this 666-nucleotide messenger RNA. RefSeq lists its product as hypothetical. Bases 1 to 666 code for a protein of 221 amino acids. The record is from RefSeq and is a predicted model, not a curated record. The transcript has 2 exons. NCBI's taxonomy places the organism in Eukaryota, Apicomplexa, Conoidasida, Eucoccidiorida, Eimeriidae.